AAAAUAGAUGAUGAAAUACAAAGCAAUUCUGCAAUAAGUGAAAGAGAAAGCCCGGAAAUACCAACUAUUGAUGAAAAUUCAGAGACAACUGCUGUUAAUGAGAACUCCGAAGUAACUAUUAUUAACAAAAAAUGUAAAACAUGCAAGGAACCAUCUUGGGUGUUUAAAAAAGGACACUUUCAACCUAACCCUUCAAAAAGUAAAAAUUUAUUUUAG
This is a messenger RNA of Cetraspora pellucida, 216 nucleotides long. Lineage: Eukaryota; Fungi; Glomeromycota; Glomeromycetes; Diversisporales; Gigasporaceae. The record is from the annotation of a GenBank genome assembly.